GUCAUGGAUUUUCGACUGAAUAUUGACAAGAGAAAACACAUUAGCGCAAGGGUGGUUAGUAUGUUGGGAAAAAUAUCACUGCAAAUUGCGGUUGAAGCUGUGGACUACUAAAGAAUCUUUCUGACUGGUAAAUAUGAUUUAUGAAAGCCUAACUAGUGAAAAUCUGGUGAGCCGAUUUCUCUUCGCGCCAAAAUUUUGAAGUGAGUGACGAUCUAGUUUUUCAGGGAAAGGUGAGAGAAAAGAAACUUAAUGCCAACUAAGAUACCAUUUCAAGUGGUUUACAGUUCCAGUGCUGAUGACAACCAUCGUGAGAAAGAGCUAGAGUUUCAUAGUCCCACAACAAAAGGAUGGCAGUCAUCCAGGUUCUGUCUUUAUCCUCAAGAACUGGUGUUGCUGAUGAAAGAGUCAGUGCGCAUAAGGAAACUUCAGAUACUCUCCCAUCAGUUCAUGAUUUCUAGUAAAGUGGAGGUAUUAAUCAGCAAAGUACCUAGCGGACAGUCCCCAUCAUUACUGACAUCCAAGUUUCAACGGCUUGGGUAUGUUGGACUCUCAAACAAUGAAAAUACUGACUUUAAGGCCAGAGAACUGAAAUCCAUUCACCUGGAUGCAGAGGGUCAUUUUGUGAAACUAGUCUUACACAAGAAUCAUGUAAACAAGUACAACAUUUACAAUCAGGUUGGAUUGGUUGCUGUGAAUGUGAUUGGUGAUAGGUUGGACACACCCUUUGACCCAGUGGACUCUGAUUCAUUGAAACAUGUUGACAGUGUUGUGCAGGGAUACAUGAGCCCUAAUGCAGUCAAUGGUCCUGUCUGGGGAAGAAUUAACAAGCCUGAUUACAUCUCGCGCAUGGAUGAUUUGGCCUUUGACAUGUAUCAGGAUGCGGAAACUGCAGCUCUUAUCAGGAAACUGGAUGAAAGGAAGCGAGGAGCUGUAAAGGAGGAAAGAUAUGACUAUGCUAAGAAGCUGACAGCUGUCAUCUCAGACUUAUACAAGGUUGGUGAGAAGCUGGGAAAGUAUGAAGCAGAAAAGAAAAAAGCUGUUGAGUUAGAAGAUUUUGAUCUUGCAAUGGAGAAGAAGAGACAAAGUGAUGAAUUUCGUUUGUAUGUUUACAAACAGCUGGACAUUCAGGAGCUUUUGGAAUUGGAUGGGAGAAAAAUACAUGAACUUAGGCCAAUCAAUAUAACUCCACCACCACUGCCUCCAAUAGCAACAGAUCAGAAUAGACAGCACCCUCCCCCUCAUCACCAUGAGGAAGGGAGGAACACCCCACCCCUGCUGGCACCAAUAAAACGACAACCUUCUCCCAGAGAAGACACACCACCUUUGAUCAGCCCGAGGAAGGAUGACGAUGCUGAUGAUCGACCUCUUCCUGCUUUAAACAAAAGACCCCUUGAGGCUGACCAAGAAGUGGAUGGUGUCAAGGAGCCUCCUGAAAACACUGAUGGACCAGAACCUCUGAAGGAGAAUGAUCUCAGAACUGCAGGAUUUGUCGUUGAAAUUUUUGGUGAGGACUUGGUUCAACAUGCUUAUUCAAAACAAUGGAAAUAUCGUCAGGAAGCAAUGGAGAACGUCGAAAAGGAAAUGUCCUCUGACACACCUCAGCUCAUAUCAGACAAGGAUCCCAAAGCAGUUGUCAAGGCAACAGUGUUCCUGGUACAAAAAGGAAUCAAGGAUCAAGUGUUUUCCGUCUUCAGUGUCUCCCUAGAGGUGUUGCGCUCUUUGGUAAAGACUUACAUUCCUCAACACAAGCUGGCAAAGUCAGAAAUAUCGCAUGUUGCAGAAAAGACAACUCCUCCACUGCUGACAAAAUCUGGUGAAAUGGCUGCGAGAAGUCGCGAUGUUGCCACUGCUAUGAUAAUGGAGUUAGCUGUACACAAAGAUAUUAAGCUUCUGGGUGUUAUACCGGACCAUGCAACACGGCCAUUUAAAGCCAAACAGCAAGUUUCACCCAGGAUGUACAAAAGCAGGAUUGAGAUUAUCGAAAAGCUUCUUGGAGUACUGGAAUUAGACUCUGAUAAACCUGGGAGCCUUUCCACCGGAAAUAUAAUGAGGGUUGUGUUACCGGCACUAGAACAUACCAGUGGUGACGUAAGAGAUCCAGCCUCACGCUUGGUCCUGGAACUGUACAAGAAGGUGAAAGACGCUGUUCGAGAUUAUCUACCACCUGAUGAGCCGGCCACCAGGAAAAACCCGCUCUACAGAAACCUGUUUGACGGGUUUGAUAGGAUCGAUGGAAAGCCAACAGAAGCUGAGAGAAAGGCAAAAGCAAAGACAGCGGCUGCAAACUCAGAAAAAGCCAAGCAGGCCGAGAUUGCGGCAUUACAGGCUCAACUUCAAGCGCUUAGAGAUAUGGCUGGGGAGUCGAACAAAGCUGGGAAUUCUAAGCCAGCAAAAGAAGAACAGAUUGACGUAGACAGAAUGUGUAUCUUCUGCGGUGAGAAGAACGAAUCUUUCACAGAAGAGAUGUUGGAUAUGCAUUACUGGAAGAGCUGUCCCAUGUUAAAAAGAUGUGACCAUUGUGCUCAGGUGAUUGAAAUCUCUGGUGUGAGUGAACAUCUUCUGACUGAGUGUGAGUCCAGUGGCAAAUUUGCUCAGUGUCCUCGAUGUAAGGACGCCGUUCUUAAAGUGGAUCUUGAAGAGCACUUUGCCAAAAAAAAAUGCAGCCCAUCCCAAGGUCCCCGCUGUGUUCUGUGUAACAAAACUCUCGGCAAAGGAGACGAGGCCUGGAGCAAACAUCUGAAAGAAGAAUGUGCUCCAAACAAAGCGAGACUACAGCAGCAAUCAGUCAGCAAAGCUCCAAGCCAAGCAAGUUUGAGGAGUACCCGAGGUAGAGGAGGGAAGACCACACCCCUUGGAAGAGGCGUAGGAAAGGGGAGAGGUAAAGGAGGUGUCGUCAAGCUCAGAUAAUACACGGCUGGCAGUGGACGUCAUCGUUAGGAAAUAAGUAAACCAUAAUAAUCUUGAAUUUUGGCGCCUUAUUUUACCAUGUGAACCUUCUCUCUGAAAUAUUGGAAGUAACAUCACGUCUCACUUUUAAAUCCAUAGUGAUUCUCUUCUAGGCAUGUUAAUAUUCGCGCCAUAUUUUAAUGUAUAAAACUGUCCGAUCUUCGAAUGUUGUGAAGUCCUGCUAUCGCGAUGUUUUCGUCUUUCGAAGUCGAGCGAGGACAUCUGUUGGUAUAUCACUGUAAUUUUGCCAAAGGGCAUCUUCAGGGAUACUCCGCUACCCUUCCCUGCUUAGCAUUUCAAAGCCUUUUUCACUGACUCCAGGGGUGUAAGGUGUAGAGUCAGGACUAUAACAGACAAUCUUUUUGGUCAAUCGCCCCGUGUAAACUUCCCAAAGUAUCGCUUCUCCAUUUGACUGAUGUGUAUAGUGACUAUUUAAUGACGUAUGGUGCCAAUCAUGUGGGAUAAAAAAUGUCGUGCAGGUGUGUCUUACUUUUAUUUAUACUUGAUUCAUAUCAUCCCGACAGUUUGCUUGCAAAGAUUAAAUUGUACAGUAAUUUUCUACUGCCGCUAACUCUAGAUAUAUUAAGUUUUAACACGUUUAAUGUGGUAUUGCUGCUUUGUGUUUGGUUUACAA
Messenger RNA from Pocillopora verrucosa, 3580 nucleotides. RefSeq names its product centrosomal protein of 104 kDa. The record is from RefSeq and is a predicted model, not a curated record. NCBI's taxonomy places the organism in Eukaryota, Metazoa, Cnidaria, Anthozoa, Scleractinia, Pocilloporidae. Gene Ontology annotation, cellular component: cilium.